Arabidopsis lyrata subsp. lyrata is the source of this 846-nucleotide messenger RNA. RefSeq lists its product as uncharacterized. The record is from RefSeq and is a predicted model, not a curated record. Bases 13 to 750 code for a protein of 245 amino acids. The transcript has a single exon. Lineage: Eukaryota; Viridiplantae; Streptophyta; Magnoliopsida; Brassicales; Brassicaceae.
AAUUGGUCACAAAUGGGGAGGCUUAUUGAUUACACGGGUCAGAGAGGAUGUAUUGAUAUGGGGAUAACAAUUCAGUCCUCACUAGCAGAGGUGAUUGCAACACAUAAAAGAAGAAGGCACAGAGUUGAAAAUCUCAACAAAAUGGAGGCAGGGAUUGAUGCAAUUAAAACAAAGGGGCUGACACACGAAAGAGAUGUAGUGCUAUGGAAAGGCAAAGGAGAUCGAUACAAGACCAAAUUCAGUACUAAUGAGACAUGGGACGCAAUUCGGGAAGCUAGGCCAUGUAUGGAAUGGUGCGAGGGUAUUUGGUUCCUCCAUGCCACACCCAAACACUCUUUCAUAUCAUGGCUUGCAAUAAAGAAUCGCUUAGCAACUGGAGACAGAAUGCUAACUUGGCAAAAUGGAGUAGACCCGUCUUGUGUUUUCUGCACUCAACAAAUUGAAGACAGAGACCACCUCUUCUUUAAGUGUUGCUAUGCUGAAGAAAUCUGGUCUGGUUUGAGCCGUAAGAUACUUGGACAGAAAUUCACCACAUCGUGGAGUGAUGUUCUCAGGAUCCUCACUUUUCAGCUAGCCAUAUACUCAAUAUGGAGAGAAAGGAACAGUCGGAGGCAUGGAGAAACACCGAUACCACCACUGCAGCUGCUUCAAACUCUUGACAAACAAGUUCGGAACAGGAUCUCCUCGAUUCGAGAACAAGGAGAUAGGAGGUACGAUGGAUGCAUGGAAGCUUGGUUUGCUUCGAGAUAAACACUACAAGGGAAUAGUUUGUAAUUUUAUUUCAUCACUUAUUAACCAAACGAUGCACUUGAUGUAAAAACGUUUUUUCGAAUAAAUUUUACAUUU